AUCUGACCCAGGGAUUGUAGUAGGUCUUUACUGGUGCUGACACGAUGAGAAUCUUCCUGUGUUGUAAAAUUUCCAAGACUGUUGGCUGUGAAGUAGGGUCAGAACUCAACAGUUUCUGUCUCUACAAAGGGAGAGCUUUCGAAAGUUUAAAUGUUACAUUUUGAUGAUCUCGGGAUACUUCAAGCACCUUAGCUAAUCCGGCACCUUGUUUUUUUUAAAAGAAAUGAAAAAUGCUGGAAAUAAACAGUCUCUGUGGAGAGAAACGUGAUGCUUCAUUUGGUUUUGGACGUACUGUCAAUGUGAUAUCGUAGGAAAUCCAGCAGACAAUUUGUGCGCGCACGUGUAAUCACAAAUGCUAAUCUGACAAUGACCAGAUGAUAAAGACUCAGUGUGAUGAUUCCAGAAUCUGUGUUCUUGAAUUAAUCAGAAACUGAAUCAAUCUGAGAGGAUACUUAUGGCAGCAGAAAGUAUUAUCCAGUCCAAACAGACUACAGAAACUGUUCAUGGAAUCCUUACUGAGGUUGUGUGCACAGUGUUCAGUGAUUACAUCUUUGUGGUGGUUACACAGUAUGGCAAAAUGGGAACAUUGAUCUCUCUUGUGCCACAUUGUGUGGCAAAUGAUGUCAGCAAACCCACAUUUAGCACAAAGGUCCUGAUGGGAAAGGAUGAGCCUCUAAUCCAUGUUUAUGCAAAGCACCUUGUGACUUUUGUGUCUGAGGAGUCUGGAAACAAACCAGUACUACUUGCCUUGGCCCUCAAAAAUGCAAAUGUGGAGACUAUUAAGUCUAUCAAAAAAUUGAUUCAGAGUUGCCGACUCUGGUGAAACUUACUAGUUAGCAGGGUUGAGACUAAUUAAUGUUUGCAAAAUCCACUGUGACUUCUCCAUUCAUGGGCAAAAAUGUCACAACACACUCUAACUCGAGUGCGAAUCUUACUGAACGGAACUAAGUACUGUGUAUAUUUGAUGCACUGCCAUUGGACUGGAAAGCUAGCGUUUGUACUUAAUUGAGGAACAUCAUCGCAACAUAUUUCAAGACUGCACAUAGUCCCAUGGCAGUAGAUACCUGAUGUUAAUUGAAAGUAAAUUGGGACGCUGGUAUAGGAAGAAUGGCUGACCAGACUUUACGUUCUGUUCUUCAAUGUACAGAGGCAAACAAUUAAUGGAACAUUUGGAAAUGUAUUGGAAUAAAAGUUUUUUUUUCAUGAAA
Messenger RNA from Stegostoma tigrinum, 1208 nucleotides. RefSeq names its product proteasome (prosome, macropain) assembly chaperone 3 (gene psmg3). The record is from RefSeq and is a predicted model, not a curated record. The transcript is spliced from 3 exons. Bases 455 to 823 code for a protein of 122 amino acids. NCBI's taxonomy places the organism in Eukaryota, Metazoa, Chordata, Chondrichthyes, Orectolobiformes, Stegostomatidae. Gene Ontology annotation, biological process: proteasome assembly.